UCAGGAGGCAGAUUAUAUCAGAGGAAUCCAAGGAUAAUUUCUUGAUCUUGACCAAUAUGGGUGGACAAAAUGAUUCAGUCUACAAUGAUUCAUUCCACGGAUUCUACAAAUACAUGGUGCAAAAAGACGAAUUUUGCGUACUGAUCCUGGGACUGGACAACGCAGGCAAAACCACAUUCCUCGAAGCAGCCAAAACGAAGCUGAGCAAAAACUACAUAGGGGUCCAUCCAUCCAAAAUAACCACCACCGUGGGCCUCAACAUAGGAAAAAUAGAUGUGGCAGGCAUCAGGCUGAAUUUCUGGGACCUGGGGGGCCAAUCUGAACUCCAGUCCCUCUGGGACAAAUACUAUGAAGAAUCACACGCUAUUAUCUACAUUGUAGACUCCACAGAUAGGGACAGAAUUGAGGAGUCCAAAGACAUAUUUGACAAGAUGAUAGCCAGUGAGUUUUUGCAAGGGGUGCCUCUGCUUGUCUUGGCUAAUAAACAGGAUGUGCCCGAGUGUAUGGGGGUGAGAGAGGUGAAGCCAAUUUUCAAUAAGAACGCUCAUUUGAUAGGGAAGAGGGAUUGCAUGGUGUUGCCAGUGUCUGCUUUGACUGGAGACGGGGUGGAUGAGGGGAUCAAGUGGUUGGUGGAGUGUAUUAAGAGGAAUGUGUUUCUCAGACCACCCAGGAACCAAGAAGAGACGUGAAUGGGGACUUUUGGGGUGGUUUUUUAUGUGAAGAAAAACAAGUGGGAUAGAUGAGAAUGUCCUGUUGUUUAUGUUUACUGGUUGUUGAUUUGAGAAUAGUUAGAUUAUUGACCUACAGACAAUAGUAAGAUAAUUAGUUUUGUAUAUUUUUCAUAACUACAUAAUUUAUUAUUCAAGUUGUUUUGUUAUCUUAAUCAAUUCAGUUCAAAAGAUAAGAAAAUUUAUUACACAGAUAUUUUAUAUAAAUUGUAUCUUUAGAGAUUGUGAAAGACAGACCACACUAUUUCAUGUAUAAAGAAUAGAUCAUU
Molecule: messenger RNA, 997 nt
Organism: Phaedon cochleariae (mustard beetle)
Lineage: Eukaryota; Metazoa; Arthropoda; Insecta; Coleoptera; Chrysomelidae
Source: the annotation of a GenBank genome assembly